GUCACGUUCCUAUUCACCGCCUGCCUGAGUCUGCAAGCUGAAGCGCAACUUCGGGAUGCCCUGGGCGUGGGGCCCUUUCCAGAUCGCGCCGUGGCCAAUUACUCCCCGACUUUUGACUAAACCCUGGAGCACCGCAGCGCUGCUAUUCACAGCACUGUCACGCGCCCUCGUGCGCCUUGCGGUGAAGGAACCCACGCCUGCACUGUAGCAUAAAAGGCCGUCCCUUUUGUCCGCCUCUUUUGCAAGAACCCGUCGCUGUCAAGAAGCCUUUGCUUUCGUGCUUCUUAACUUCCAUCACUAGUUUCGCUUACCUUCUACGCGUACAAUUUACGUCACAGCCCCAGUCGCGGAAGUUUGCCGCCUACAACUGCACCGUACCUGUCCUGCGCUACAUCCGCAACACCACACAUGGCACUCGCGGUCCCCGGCAACGGCCUUCUGCGGCCGCCGCGCCCGGCGAUGCGGCGGCAGCACACUCGCCACGCCUUCCAGGCCCAGUCUUCCAUUAAUCAAAUGAAGAGGAACCAGGAGGAGGAGCACGGCAUCGGCCUUCAGUCGCUCUACAUUGGCAUUGCCGUCCAGGAAGGCCCCCACGGUUCCCUGGAUGUGGGCUUCGCCUCCCACGACGGCACCUACUCUAUUGACUUUGCAGUCACCACCCUGACGCUCAAGAACUCCGGCUAUGAAUCCGAGUCAGAGCUUAGCGGCUCGGGGAGAUCCACGCCGUCGGGUUUCUACGGCAUGUCGGGCACGUCCACGCCUGUGUCCCUGGAAGAACGCCCAGCUUUCCUCGCCGACUUCCUGAUCGACAAACUCAAGGAGUACCAGAAGGAGCACUUGUACAAGUUCCUCGGCGCCGGCCUCAACGAGAAGGCCGUUAGGUACAGCCCGCGCCUUCCGUCCCGACUGUGGCAAGAGCUGGACAUCGUGCCCUUGGUCCUCCGAAAUGAGCCGGAGCCGGACAUGUUCCGCGCGCACCGAAAUGGUCACUACAACAUACUGGUCGACGAGGAGGCCGAUUCGAUGGCGAGGAAGGCUCUUAUGUACUUUGGUCCAACCAGCCAACCACGCCUGGCCGUCGGCUACCGGAACAUGGUGGAAGUCGACUGUGGCGGUCGCGCACAGAUCUGCAGCGCAGAUGACUACCCAGACACCGUCAGCGAACGUACCUGGCAGGCGACUAUGAAGUUCGUCCAAUCGCUAAAGAAGGACAAGGUCCAGAUCGCCUUCUUCAACAGCACACCACAGGGUGGCGGUGUGGCCUUAAUGCGACAUGCUCUAAUUCGAUUCUUGCGUACCAUGGGAGUAGACGCUACCUGGUACGUUCCGAAGCCGAAGCCUGAGGUAUUCCGCAUCACAAAGAACAACCACAACAUCCUUCAGGGUGUCGCAGAUCCGAAGCUUCGCCUGUCCGAAAAGCACAUCAAGAUCCUCGACGAGUGGUCCAAGCAGAACGCCGAACGUUUCUGGAUCCCCGAAGGUGGUCCUCUAGCUCCCGUGAGCAAAGGCGGCGCAGAUGUAGUCAUCGUCGACGACCCUCAGAUGCCCAGCCUCGUCAAGCUGGCUAAAGAGCAGGAUCCCAGUCGCCCAGUCAUCUUCCGCAGCCACAUCCAGGUGCGCGCUGAUCUCGCUGACCAAGAAGGCACCCCAACGUCGGAGGUGUGGAACUGGGUCUGGCAAAAUGUGAAGAAGGCCGACGUCUUCAUCAGCCAUCCCGUUCGCGAUUUCGUACCCAGCUGUGUCGAGUUCAAGAGAGUGGGCUAUAUGCCAGCGACCACGGACUGGCUCGAUGGCCUGAACAAGCAGCUCAGCGACUGGGACUCACAGUUCUACAUCCAUGAGUUCGAAGCUGAGUGCUUUAAGCUGCGCAUGAAGCAGCUCAAGUACCCUGUCCGGCAGUACAUUGUCCAGAUUGCCCGCUUCGACCCCGCAAAGGGCAUUCCAGACGUCCUCGCCUCGUACGCUGAACUCCGUCGCACGUACAUGAAAGAUACACCAAUCGAAGAGGUUCCUCAGCUUGUCGUCGCCGGCCAUGGUGCCAUCGACGAUCCAGACGCCACCCAUAUCUACGAUCAAACGCUCGACCUACUGUCAACAAAGUACAGCGACAUCGCCGAUGACGUCGUCGUCAUGCGUCUCGGUCCCAUCGACCAGCUCCUCAACGCCCUCAUGUCCACGGCCCACGUCGCCCUCCAACUCUCCACCCGCGAAGGCUUCGAAGUCAAAGUCUCCGAAGCUUUGCACAAGGGCGUCCCCAUCAUCGCCACAAAAGCCGGCGGCAUCCCCCUGCAGGUCCAACACGGCAAGUCUGGCUUCCUCGUCGAACCCGGCGACUAUAAAGCCGUCGCGCGCCACCUCAACACGCUCUUCACGGACCACGAAUUCUACGAUAAGAUGAGCCACUAUGCCGAAGACCAUGUGAGCGACGAGGUGGGCACUAUCGGUAAUGCCUUGGCGUGGCUGUAUCUUGCAGAUACGCUGCGCAAGGGCGUGAAGCUCGAGCCGAACAGUAGGUGGAUUAAUGAUAUGGCGAGGGAGACGGCCGGGUAUCCGUACGUGGAAGGCGAGACGAAAUUGCCGCGGGAAGAGGACCUGGAUCUAAACAGUCCGGUUGCAAGCUCGUCGCAUCAGAAGUUCUUCCCUGAGCCGGAGACGGCGCAGGUGCAAGCAUGAGGGGUUAGAGGUGGAGUCCCGGUAGAUGGGAGGUGGAAGGUCCCCUGCAAAGGUGGACGUCAAUGGGUGGGUGUGACUGCGAUGUGCGAUUAGAUGUGAUUUUCUUCAAUGGGGUUUAGAGCGAGUUCCUCUCACUUUUGAACCGAUCCUGUCAUCUUUUGCGAUAAAAGGGUUCUUGGGGUUCUUGGGGGUUUCGGUCCGGCAUCUUAUGAACGUUUAUAAAAGAGGCAUCGUAGAUUUAGUAUUGGCAUCUUCGGUAUUGGGUAUCCAAACGUUACUUUGCUACUGACGCACCCCCAAACUCCUCAGCACCGACUACAUAUAACGCCCUGACCUCACCCAGCACAGCCUUCGCCUCCCGUACACUCCUCUCUGCCGCCGUACACCUCGCCCGUAAAGUCCCCGCAAACUCUGCAUACCUCGCCGCCUCAGUCCCGUCAUUC
Trematosphaeria pertusa is the source of this 3116-nucleotide messenger RNA. RefSeq names its product glycosyltransferase family 4 protein. The record is from RefSeq and is a predicted model, not a curated record. Lineage: Eukaryota; Fungi; Ascomycota; Dothideomycetes; Pleosporales; Trematosphaeriaceae. Bases 409 to 2673 code for a protein of 754 amino acids. The transcript has 4 exons. Gene Ontology annotation, molecular function: glycosyltransferase activity.